Messenger RNA from Cetraspora pellucida, 532 nucleotides. NCBI's taxonomy places the organism in Eukaryota, Fungi, Glomeromycota, Glomeromycetes, Diversisporales, Gigasporaceae. The record is from the annotation of a GenBank genome assembly.
AUGCUGUAUCUUCUAGAUAGUGGGUAUGGUAACAUCCAUGUUAAAGCAGCAUAUCCUCGAAUAGGAAGUAAUAAACUAGCAAUAAAUUACAACGAGAUUAACAUCACAUUUCAGGACCCAGUUUCGCUUGCGAAUGGCAAUCUGUAUAUUUAUCAAAUGUCUAGUCAAGGCGAUACUACACGUAGGGUUGUUGGUGCAGACAAUGUCGUCACACUUUAUGUAUAUGAUUCCACUUUUAAUGUGCCUGGUGAACAAUAUUAUAUACAAAUGGAUAAUAAUUUUGUCAAGAAUUCAAUAUCUGAUGAAGCCAUUUUGGGAAUUAAUUCAUAUGUAUGGACAGGGGAUCACUACGAUUAUCAAUUUAUAAUUCCUGCAGAGAGUGGUAGAUUGAACACAAAUAAGCAUUAUCAGCUUUAUCAAUCACAUGUUUUGAUUUCACUUUCUAUUGGUCAGAAAAAAAGUGGCGAAAAAUUGUCUAGCACACAGUUGGCGAACAAUUUAGACCAAUUAAUAAGGGAUAAUGCAUCUACAG